Hydractinia symbiolongicarpus is the source of this 4201-nucleotide messenger RNA. Its product is annotated as SLIT-ROBO Rho GTPase-activating protein 2-like. Gene Ontology annotation, molecular function: protein binding. Bases 335 to 3505 code for a protein of 1056 amino acids. The transcript has 17 exons. Gene Ontology annotation, biological process: signal transduction; negative regulation of cell migration. The record is from RefSeq and is a predicted model, not a curated record. Lineage: Eukaryota; Metazoa; Cnidaria; Hydrozoa; Anthoathecata; Hydractiniidae. Gene Ontology annotation, cellular component: cytoplasm.
CGCCUCAAGGGUUUGGAACAUUGAACGAAGUUAUAACAAAAUGGCUACCAAACUUUAGUCGCCUACACUUUCUCGAGAUUUUAGAAGGCAGCUGUUUUUUUUAACGUUUAUUAUCUACUUAAACAAUCAUAGAACAAUUUGGAUUAUACACAAAGGAAAAAUAGAUCCAGCAUCAUGUUUUAAUGGUGUUAUUAAAUAAGUUGACAUUUAAAAGUUCGCUCUAUCAUAGCUGGUUUAGCUAUAAAUCUGAUUUUCUUACCAACAGAUGUGAGUUUAGCAGGUUUCCAAAGCAUUUAUAUAAAAGAUAGAUAAAUAUACUUGAAAUUAACGAGACAUGAAUGCAGCUUUGAGUAGAAAGGACAAACAAGUCUUAUUAGACUUUGACAACUCUGUGAGAGAGUUUGGGAAACAGUUUACAGAACAACAAAGGUUGCUAGAUCUAAGAACAGAAAACAAAAUUCUUCUGGUGAAUGAUUUGCAAGAAUUCUUUAAACGUCGCUCAGAACUGGAUUUUGAGUAUGGCAAAAAUUUGGACCGUUUAUGUGAGAGAUUUUCAGAAAGGUUCCAAAAACAACGAGCAAAUUAUGGACUACCUAAAAAAGAUAGAGCAUCGUUUGCAAAUCUGUGGUCAAAGUUAAUAAUAGAUGCCAAGUUUAAAGCCAAAGCAGCAAAUACACUUAGUGAUAUAUACUCAAAAAACAUUUGCACAAGAUUGACUGAAAUAGGGGAAGAUAUACAAAGAAUUUCUAGAAAUGUCAAAGAUACCCAACACACAUUACAACAGGAAAUAUCUAAUCAAAUACAACAGUUACAGAAUCAAAUGAAGACUUAUUACUCCAAACAUGCAGAAUUUAUAAUAUCUGAAGGAAAGUUUCGAGCCUGUGAGAACGAUAUUAAAAAAGCAGAGGAGUCUCCCUUAAAGAAAGGAAAUGAAAAGAGACUAAAAAAUCUAGAGAAGAACAUGGACAAGAGACGACAUAGAUUUGUUGAUUCAAAAUUAAAAGCCAUGCGAUCAAGAAACGAGUACAUAUUAACAGUGGAUGCUGUUUCUGCGGUAUUAUCAAAAUAUUAUAAUCACGACUUAAGCGAACUUGUAACGAAAUUUGACCACAAUUUUCAUAAUUCCUUCUCUUCAACGCUGCAAGCAUUCAUAGGAGCUGAGAUUCGUAUGGCAAAUACGCAAAUACAGUCAGCAAACUCACUGGCGCACACUGUGUCUGUGAUGGACCCGCAGAAUGAUAACAAAAUGUUUCUAGAAGACAAUCAUCAAACAUUUCUUCCCUUUAUUAAACUUAGUUUUGUACCACAUGCUGAAGAUGAGGUGCGUACUAUUACUGCUGAAGAGAACAUUGAGAAAGAGCUUAAACUGGAGCAUCGAAAACUAUUUGAUACACUGAAGUCUUUGCAAGUUGAAUUGUCAGAUCUUCAAAUUUCAAUGGAAAAACGCAAGAAAGGUUUGGAGGCCACAUACAAAAAGUACGACUCCGAAAUGAAUGGUUUUUAUCAUAUUGACAUGACUCCUGUUUCUGGUCCAACAACAUCACCCAACAGCACGUUAGUUUCCAGUCCUCCACAACAGCUGAAAGUUGAUAAGGAGGAAUGGGAAACCGGUUUACUGACAAAAUUCAAAGAACAUAUAAUGAUGCAAAGUACACACAUACGAGCGCAAGCGAAGUAUGAUGUAUUAACUAAAGCUAUUGGUGAGAUUACUUCGGAUCUGUCAAGAAGUAUGAACUCAUCAAACGGGCGAAAAAGAACUGUCAAGCUGUUUGGAACGAGUUUAAAGAGUCAGCUUGACGAUACUGGCCAAGAAAUUCCGGAAAUUGUGGAGAGUUGUGUCAAAUAUAUCGCAAAGUAUGGUUUAAAACAUCAAGGUAUUUUUCGUGUGCCUGGUGCAUCACAAGAAAUAGCUGAUAUGAAAAAGGCGUUUGAAGAAUGUCGAGAUCCGCUGUCUGGACUGAAUCAUUGGAAGGACAUCAAUGCAGUUGCAGGAGUGUUUCGAGUGUACUUUCGUGAAAUGGCUGAGCCUUUAUUUCCGUACGAACUAAAUCAAGAUUACUUAAGAGCAAGUUGUAUCACGCGGACUGACGAGCAGAUAGCAGAAAACAAAACUAUUCUUCAGAAAAUACCAGCCUGGAAUCUUCACGUAAUCAAAUACAUGCUCAAAUUCUUAAACUUAAUAGCACAAUACUCUGACCAAAACAAGAUGACGUCACAUAACUUAGCAGUUGUCUUUGGACCAACAUUGUUCCGUGUACCAGAUAACGAUAAUUUGUUGACUAAUCAAGGCCAAAUUAAUGUGUUUGUUGAUACUUUAAUCAGCGAGUUUUAUAAGAUCUUUCCUGACGAACCUAUGGAAAGUAAUUACGAGGACAAAACAGAUGGCUUAUCAGAUGAGGGUGACGAAGGAGAGCGAACAGAAGAUGAGAUUGACAGUGAGGACGAAAACGAAACCGUCGAAGCGAUUGCCUUGCACAACUACACCGCCAGAACUCAGAAAGAAGUAUCCUUUAACAAAGGAGACAUACUUACCAUCUUCUCCAGGACGAAUAGCGACUGGUGGGACGCCAGAGUGAAUGGACGGUUCGGGUUUGCACCUGUGCCGUAUAUAAAGAUUCUCGACAGGCCAAUGUCAGUGUCUGAGAGCUCGUCGGAGCAACGUCGAAGUCGAGAUGUAGCUGAUGCCACUCAGGGUUCUGAUGAAUCGAAAUUACGAAAGUCGAGUGAGCCUGAAACACCGCCACCUUCACCACGCCCUGCAGAUUCGAAGGAAGAAUUUAAAUUGAAGUCCGCGUCGGUGAGUGACAUGUCAACUAGCGAACACGUGGGCAACGUUUUUGCUGCUAUCGAUCCAACAGUGAACACUACAGCUUCACCUGCUACCGUACGACGAUCGGGUAGUGACCGUACUGGUGCAUGUGGAGUACGUAAAAAUAUUCCCAAUCGUUCGCUAAGCGAUAAAAGCAUGGGUGGGUCCCGAAAAUAUCAAACUCGAAACCCUACGUUACCGCUAAAUGAGGAUGCUGAAACUACUAAUGAACAAUCUACUACCGCUCCUUCCCCAAUAUCGACAUUUUCGGCAACUAAGCAACCGUUACUACCACCGUUACCGGCGGGUGGCGCUGCUAAAUUGUUACACCAUGUAUCGCAGCCUGAUAUACACAACGCAAGUAAACAUAGUUUGAUCGGUGAAAAGGUUGAAGCUAGCACUGAGAUGACCUCUUUUGGAAGAGGUGGUAGUGUAAAAGAUAAAAGUAAAAUGUUUCACGCGCCUAUCAAGGAGCGACCAAUGUCCGCCCUUGCACGCCCAUUGCAAGGACAAAUACAAAUAGAAUCGCCUAACAAGCCUGAUCACAUUCCUAGUUUUAAGCCACCGCCACCGCCCACUGCUUCGAAACCGAAACCGGCCGUCAAAAAGAAGGAAGCGGUCGAUCUGGCGGCUACGCUGCAUGCUGCGGCUGCCGCCAAGAAACAAACCGAGACAAAGGAUAUCACUCAUCUGUGAGAUUAUUGCCUCGAGGCACUAUGAUUUAAUGUUGCUAUGGUUACAGUUACGGUUUACUUAAGUGACGUCACGACUUAUGAUUAAAUUUAAUCACUUGAAAUAUUAUGGUGUAUAUAAUAAGUUAAUUCCAAGUAAGAAGAGGAGUGGGACAGAGGUUGAUAUAUUCUAGUUAACACAGAUGAUAACGCGUGAUUUACGGGAGUUCUCCCCCACACCAGUGUUUAUUUAAAAAAGAUAAUCAUAUAACAUUAACAUGUUAUUAAAUGUUAUUAUUAGUCACAACGAUAAAGAAUUUUUUAACAAUUUGACCAACUUGAUUUACAGUUUUUUAAGGACGCCAUUAAAACACAAAUUUCGCUCUAAAAUAUGUAAAGAUUGUUUAUUUCCCCCUGUUAUGUAAUCGGUACUUAAUCAUUAUCAGGGUCACAUGUUUAAUGUCGAAUUUUUAAAAAAUAAUUUACAGUUAGUGUAUUCAAGCCUUGUUUUUAAGACACUCUGCGACUAUCUCAUGUUAGGCGUAGUAUCUACUUGUUGGCAUUGGACGCUUGGCAAUGAAAUUAGUAUUUUUAUAAAUUUGUGUUCGUGAUAGAAAAUACACGAAAAUUUCUUAUGUGAACGAUUUGUAAACUAGUUCUUAUAUAUACAUAAUAUCUAAUUUUUUUGUAUUUGUGUAGAAAGGUAUCAACUUUGUAUUAA